Choloepus didactylus (southern two-toed sloth) is the source of this 3578-nucleotide messenger RNA. It is a transcript of the gene TNFRSF21, whose product is annotated as TNF receptor superfamily member 21. The transcript has 6 exons. Gene Ontology annotation, molecular function: protein binding. The record is from RefSeq and is a predicted model, not a curated record. Gene Ontology annotation, biological process: oligodendrocyte apoptotic process; humoral immune response; neuron apoptotic process. Bases 431 to 2398 code for a protein of 655 amino acids. Lineage: Eukaryota; Metazoa; Chordata; Mammalia; Pilosa; Megalonychidae.
UCACCCGGCAGCCGCCCGGCUCAGUCCCUCGCCGGCUGGUCCGGGCAGCAGAGGAGGGUGGGCGUCAGCGGCUGGAGGUUUCGCUAUGGGAAGUUGCUCCUUUGCUCUCUCGCGCCCAGCCCUCCUCCCUGAUUCUCCGCAGCCGCUGUCGGAGGAGAGCACGGGGAGGCGCGGGCUGGAGCCGCCGCUGCCUCUCUCUGCCCGGGCGGCCGCGCCGCUGGGCAGGUGCUAAGCGCCCCCGGAGCCUCCCUCGCCGCUUCCCUCCUCUGCCCGGCUGCCCCACUGCCACAGUGCCUAUGGGGUGUUGGAGGUAGAUGGGCUCCCGGCCCGGGAGGCGGCGGUGGAUGCUGCGCUCGGUAGAAGCAGCCUCCGAUUCCAGCUGCCAGGGGGCCGCGCGCCCCAGGCGCCCCUGCGAGCCCCUGGCCCAGCCAUGGGGAUCUCCAGGAGCAGCAGCACCGCCGACUUCACCUCCUGCAGCCGCAUCGCGGGUCGAGCCGGAGCCACGAUGAUCGCUGGCUUGCUUCUCCUGCUUGGAUUCCUUUGUCCCACCACUGCUCAGCCAGAACAGAAGGUCCCGAAUCUCAUUGGCACCUACUACCACGUUGACCGUGUCACCGGCCAGGUGCUAACCUGUGACAAGUGUCCAGCAGGGACCUAUGUAUCUGAGCACUGUACCAACACAAGCCUGCGUGUCUGCAGCCGUUGUCCUGCAGGGACCUUUACCAGGCAUGAGAAUGGCAUAGAGAAAUGCCAUGACUGCAGUCAGCCAUGCCCAUGGCCAAUGGUUGAGAAAUUACCCUGUGCUGCCUUGACUGACCGAGAAUGCACUUGCCCACCUGGCAUGUUCCAGUCCAAUGCUACCUGUGCCCCCCACACAGUGUGUCCUGUGGGUUGGGGUGUGCGGAAGAAGGGGACGGAGACUGAGGACGUGCGGUGCAAGCAGUGUGCUCGGGGUACCUUCUCUGAUGUGCCUUCUAGUGUGAUGAAAUGCAAAGCAUACACAGACUGUCUGAGUCAGAACCUGGUGGUGAUCAAGCCGGGGACCAAGGAGGCAGACAAUGUCUGUGGCACACCCCCAUCCUUGAGCACGACCCCACCUUCCCCUGGCACAAUCAUCUUUUCACAUCCUGAGCACAUGGAAUCCCAGGAAGUCCCUUCCUCCACUUAUGUUCCCAAAGGCAUGAACUCAACAGAAUCCAACUCUUCUGCCUCUGUUAGACCAAAGGUACCUAGUGGCAUCCAGGAAGGGACGAUCCCUCAAAACACAAGCUCAGUGAGGGGAGAGGAAGGCGUGAACAAGACCCUCCCAAACCUCCAGGUAGUCAACCACCAGCAAGGCCCCCACCACAGACACAUCCUGAAGCUGCUGCCAUCCAUGGAGGCCACUGGGGGUGAGAAGUCCAGCUCAGCCGUCAAGACCUCCAAGAGGGGCCACCCCAGGCAGAACCUGCACAAGCAUUUUGACAUCAAUGAGCAUUUGCCCUGGAUGAUUGUGCUUUUCCUGCUGCUGGUGCUUGUGGUGAUAGUGGUGUGCAGUAUCCGGAAAAGCUCGAGGACUCUGAAAAAGGGCCCCCGGCAGGAUCCCAGUGCCAUUGUGGAAAAGGCAGGGCUGAAGAAAUCCAUGACCCCAACCCAGAACCGGGAGAAGUGGAUCUACUACUGCAAUGGCCAUGGUAUUGACAUUCUGAAGCUUGUAGCUGCCCAAGUGGGAAGCCAGUGGAAGGACAUCUAUCAGCUUCUGUGCAAUGCAAGCGAGAGGGAGGUGGCUGCUUUCUCCAACGGCUACACUGCAGACCACGAGCAGGCCUAUGCCGCUCUGCAGCACUGGACCAUCCGGGGGCCAGAGGCCAGCCUUGCCCAGUUGAUCAGUGCGCUGCGCCAGCACCGGCGCAAUGAUGUGGUGGAGAAGAUCCGUGGGUUGAUGGAAGAUACGGCCCAGUUGGAAACUGACAAACUGGCUCUCCCCACAAGCCCCAGCCCACUUAGCCCAAGCCCCAUCCUCAGCCCCAGCAAGAAACUUGAGAAUUCCACUCUCCUGACGGUGGAGCCUUCCCCCCUGGAUAAGACCAAGGGUUUCUUUGUGGAUGAGUCUGAACCCCUUCUUCGCUGCGACUCCACCUCCAGUGGCUCCUCCGCGCUGAGCAGGAACGGCUCCUUUAUUACCAAAGAAAAGAAAGACACAGUGUUGAGGCAGGUGCGCCUGGACCCCUGCGACUUGCAGCCAAUCUUUGACGACAUGCUCCAUAUCCUGAAUCCCGAGGAGCUCAGGGUGAUCGAAGAGAUUCCCCAGGCUGAGGACAAACUGGACCGGCUGUUUGAGAUUAUUGGAGUCAAGAGCCAGGAAGCCAGCCAGACCCUCCUGGACUCUGUUUAUAGCCAUCUUCCCGACCUAUUGUAGAACACGAAGGAUACUGCACUCUGGAAUAUUACUCAAUUUAGUGGCAGGGUGUUUUUGUUUUGUUUUCUGUUUUUGUUUUCUGGUGUGUAUGUGUGUGUGUGUUUAACAGAAUAUAUGGCCAGUGUUUGAGUUCUUCCUUUUUAAAAACAAUUUUUUUAACCCUCCUGGGAAGUUAGUUUAUAAGCCUUUUCAAGGUGUAACUGUUGCAAAAUACCCACUACUAAAGUUUUUUAAGUUCCAUAUUUUCUUUGUUUUGCCUUCUUGUGUAUUUUCAAAAUUGUUCUGUGCACUUUAAAUUCACUUAAAUACCAUAAAUGCAGUGUGACUUUUCCUGCACGCUGGAUUUUGAGGCUCUUAACUUCUUAAAAGUGUAAUGGCAUCAAUCAUGUGAAUUCUUCAUGCCUCUCCACAGCCACACCUACUCUUUUUAUUAUUGCUGUUAUUAUUAUUUGUCAUUUACAAAUUUUCUUAAGGGUUAAGGAAACUUAAGACCCUGUUGAGUUACUGUAAGGCGAUUAGAUUUUGAGUUAUCCUUCUAAUAUGUCUUGUUAUAUAGUUUAUAUUCAUGGCUGAAACUUGACCACACUGUUGCUGAUUGUAUGAUUUUUACCUGGACACCGUAUAGAAUGCUUGAUUCCUUGUGCUUCUCACGCUAAUAUGCUCUAGGCUGGAGAAAUGAAAUCCUCAAGCUGUCGGAACUUGCUAUUGAAGUGGCAGACAACUGGGCCACCAAAGAAUUUGAACUUCAUCUUUUAGGGAUUGAGCUGUUCUGGAAUAGGUUGCUGUACUUUGGAAGAUCAAAAAUGGAGUCCUAGUGGCAUCUUUUGCAUAGAGAAUUCACCCAGCUUUGCUUUAAAAGAUGUCUUGUUUUUCAUACACACGUAGUCACCAGGUUUAGUCAGUCCUCAAGCCUUGGUCUUGGUAGGUCGCCUACAUCAUUCAAUCACUUUAAGUAAAAAUGGCUGCAGCUGUAAGAACUCUUUGUCUGAUAUAUUUGCAACUAUGCUCCCGUUUAUAAACACACUGUCUAAUGCUCAGUGGCAGAUUCUAAUACAAAGUUGGUGCAAACUACCUUUGUGUGGACUGAUUAGGGGUCUGUGGGUAGUGGUGAGGAACAGAUAUCUGAAAAAUGCCUUCAAAUGUACUAAUUUAUUAAUAAAUUUAGGUGUUUGUUACUUGA